Molecule: messenger RNA, 417 nt
Organism: Serpula lacrymans var. lacrymans S7.9
Lineage: Eukaryota; Fungi; Basidiomycota; Agaricomycetes; Boletales; Serpulaceae
Exons: 1
Source: RefSeq, a predicted model, not a curated record
UAUCUUUUAUGAAAGAAGGAGAAGCCGCGGCCUUCCGGACCGAUUGGCUAGAGAACCGAGUCGACGCCCAACAGCUGGGGCUCGAUAUUACAAACACGUACGGAAGUUGGCCGUAUUUUGCGGACAAAAUGGAAGAAAGGUUCAAGGACAGUUUUGAAAAAGAAACUGCCAAGAACGAAAUACUGACCCUGAGACAGGGCAACGAAACCGCCCAAGCCUUCUUUGAAAGGUUUGAAGAGAAGAAAAGAUGGGCGGGAUACACAAAUAGAAUAAAUGAAGAGUUCCUAGUAUCUCUACUCAGAAGGAAUAUGAACAAACCGCUAGUGGAUAGGGUGAUCUACGGCGGGCACAUUCCAAGAGAUUACCAAGAGUGGAAAAGGGAACUCAUCAGAAUAGACUAUAUUUGGAGAGAGAGAG